CGCCAAUCAAGACUCAUGCUGUCACCAAUCAGGCUAGCCUCAGGCCGCCAAUUGGCUAAGCAACCAAGUUUUCGCAAAUUCAGGAGAGACGUAAAAGAAGCAUUUGCCUAGUUCAACUUUAUCCAAGCAAAUCGACUUUCUCAACCCCAGAUUGUCCAUCGUGUACCCGCAUUUCCAACUUGAGCUAAACGCGGAACACUUCAUCGUCACCAUGCGCCAAUUCCUUACAAUUACCGCUGCGCUAGCAGCCACAGCAAAUGCCCAAUCUGCUUCAUCCCUAACAAUGUGGCUCCCCGGCCCGGCCAACAACCCCUCGCUCUACUCCAUGCGGCACAUGGGCCUAAGCACCUUUCCCCCAGUCGCCUCUAUCAUCUCUUCCGACGCCACAACCACCGUCUUCGCCCUCGGCUGCCCCUCCUCCACAGCCUCCUCAUCCUUCUUCAACGGCCAGAAAUACCAAACAUGUAACUGGGCCACCAAUGAGGCUACCUACUCCAUCAUCUCCAACACCCGCCAUGUCCUACACCAAACCCAGGACCACCCGCCGGCCAGUAUAUGGUGGACAUGUGACUACAACACCGCCGCUACGAAGAUGUCUUGUGAUAUGGAGAUCAGCGGCGACGUGAACGAUAACACGGACGGACCUAUCAGCGGGAUUGUGUGGGGCCCUGAGCCAGACCGGGUGGGGAACGUGAUGGCGUUCGCGACGGUGGAGGUUGUUACUGCGGGCCGGUUUGGCGAGCUGCAGUGUGGCCGCGGGUGGAAGACUUGGACGGCGCCGGCGUGCAAUAGUGAGGGAACGGGCGGCAAGGGGACGAUGGUGUGGAGUGUGGGGAGUGAGGCCGCGGUGGCUACCUCGGCGAGUGGGAGUGGGAGUGGGAGUGCGGGUGCGAGUGCAAGCCAGGGCAGUGGAUCUGGAGCGGCAGCUACCGCGUCGAACACCGGGAGUGGGAGCGCUCCGGCGAGUACGGGUGCUGCGGGUGGGUUUGGGGUUGAUGCUGUGAGGCUUGCGGCGUUGGUCGGUGGCGCUGCUGCUGCUGUGUGGUGA
Messenger RNA from Boeremia exigua, 1048 nucleotides. RefSeq lists its product as uncharacterized. The transcript has a single exon. The coding region runs from base 212 to 1048 and encodes 278 amino acids. The record is from RefSeq and is a predicted model, not a curated record. Lineage: Eukaryota; Fungi; Ascomycota; Dothideomycetes; Pleosporales; Didymellaceae.